GGGCUCAACGGGCAGCCGUGGCGGCUGGGUAAUGGCAACCCUGUGAGGAGGGUCUGGAAGAUCAGUCUACGCGUGAGAUACACACGGUGUGGCGAGGGCGUGGGGACGCGACGCUGACCCAGGCCUUUCCUGUUGCCAGAUUCAUUUUACUUUCCCACAAUGUCCUUGAAACCACGAGUAGUUGAUUUUGAUGAAACAUGGAACAAGCUUCUCACAACUAUUAAAGCUGUUGUUAUGCUGGAUUAUGUUGAAAGAGCAACAUGGAAUGAUCGCUUCUCAGACAUUUAUGCUUUGUGUGUGGCCUAUCCCGAACCUCUUGGAGAGAGACUUUAUAUGGAAACUAAAACUUUUUUGGAAAAUCAUGUACGCCAUUUGCACAAGAAAGUCUUGGACUCUGAAGAAAAAAUAUUGGUAAUGUAUCAUAGAAACUGGGAUGAAUACAGUAAAGGGGCAGACUAUAUGGACUGUUUAUACAGAUACCUCAAUACGCAGUUUAUUAAAAAGAACAAAUUGACUGAAGCUGAUCUUCAAUAUGGUUAUGGAGGUGUGGAUAUGAGUGAACCAUUGAUGGAGAUUGGAGAACUAGCACUUGAUAUGUGGAAGAGAUUAAUGAUUGAGCCCUUGCAGGCUGUCCUCAUUCGAAUGUUGCUCCGCGAAAUUAAAAAUGAUCGUUGUGGAGAAGAUCCAAAUCAGAAAGUAAUCCAUGGGGUUAUUAACUCCUUUGUUCAUGUUGAACAGUAUAAGAAAAAAUUCCCUCUGAAGUUUUAUCAGGAAAUUUUUGAGUGCCCUUUUCUGAAUGAAACAGGGGAGUAUUAUAAACAAGAAGCUUCAAAUUUAAUGCAAGAAUCAAACUGCUCACAGUAUAUGGAGAAGGUUUUAUGUAGGCUAAAAGAUGAAGAAGUAAGAUGUCGAAAGUAUCUACACCCCAGUUCCUACGGCAAAGUAAUUAAUGAAUGCCAACAGCGAAUGGUAGCAGACCACUUACAAUUUCUUCAUGCAGAAUGUCAUAACAUCAUCAGACAAGAGAAGAGAAAUGAUAUGGCAAACAUGUACACACUGCUUCAUGCUGUGCCAAGUGGCUUACCUCAUAUGAUUCAAGAACUACAAAACCAUAUCCGUGAUGAGGGCCUAAGGGCAACCAGCAAUCUUUCUCAGGAAAAUAUGCCCACUCAAUUUGUAGAAUCAGUGUUGGAAGUACACAGUAAAUUUGUUCAGCUUAUAAAUACUGUUUUGAAUGGUGACCAGCGUUUUAUGAGUGCCCUUGACAAGGCUUUAACAUCAGUAGUGAACUAUAGGGAACCAAAGUCUAUCUGCAAAGCUCCUGAGCUGUUGGCCAAAUAUUGUGACAAUUUGCUAAAAAAAUCAGCAAAAGGCAUGACAGAAAAUGAAGUAGAAGACAAACUUACAAGCUUCAUUACAGUUUUCAAGUACAUUGAUGACAAAGAUGUUUUUCAAAAGUUCUAUGCCAGAAUGUUGGCAAAAAGGCUUAUACAUGGUUUAUCGAUGUCCAUGGACUCAGAAGAAGCUAUGAUUAACAAAUUGAAGCAAGCCUGUGGUUAUGAAUUCACUAGCAAACUCCAUCGAAUGUACACAGACAUGAGUGUUAGUGCCGAUCUUAACAACAAAUUCAACAACUUCAUAAAAAAUCAAGACACCGUCGUAGAUUUGGGAAUUAGUUUUCAAAUAUAUGUUCUUCAGGCUGGAGCAUGGCCUUUGACCCAGGCGCCUUCAUCUACAUUUGCAAUUCCUCAGGAACUGGAAAAAAGUGUACAGAUGUUUGAAUUAUUUUACAGUCAGCAUUUCAGUGGAAGGAAACUUACCUGGUUACAUUAUCUUUGCACAGGUGAGGUCAAAAUGAAUUAUUUGUCCAAGCCCUAUGUAGCCAUGGUUACCACCUACCAAAUGGCAGUGCUGCUGGCCUUUAACAAUAGUGAAAUCGUCAGUUACAAAGAGCUCCAGGAUAGCACACAAAUGAAUGAGAAGGAACUGACCAAAACUAUCAAAUCCUUACUUGAUGUCAAAAUGAUCAACCAUGACUCAGAUAAGGAGGAUAUAGAGGCAGAGUCCACUUUUUCAUUAAAUAUGAAUUUUAGCAGUAAACGAACGAAAUUUAAAAUCACUACUUCAAUGCAGAAAGACACCCCCCAGUGCAAGGAAAUGGAGCAAACAAGGAGUGCUGUAGAUGAAGAUAGAAAAAUGUACCUUCAAGCUGCAAUUGUCCGCAUCAUGAAAGCACGAAAGUUGUUGCGACACAAUGCUCUCAUUCAGGAGGUAUCAGUGACAAUGCGGACUUCUUCAAAAGGCUGGUUAGCCUUUGAUAAGAAUGUUGCUCCUGGAAGCUACUACAAGCAUGAGAUUAUCCUUAGAAACAAACAGAAGUGUUGCCAUGGAAUUUAAUUCAGAAAUAGACCCUUCCCCCUAUCAUUUUUAUUAUUUUAUCUUUUAUUAGAAAAAGAUGUGCUACCUUUGUAUAUGAGUCAACUUUGUCCAGAGGUUAUGUAAUCUGGCUAGAAACCAGGAGGCUGUGAAUUCUAAUCCCACUUUCGACAUGAAAGUGGCUAAGUGACUUUGGACGAAUCACCAGGAGACUGUGAAUUCUAAUCUUGUCUAGCCAUGA
Notechis scutatus (mainland tiger snake) is the source of this 2617-nucleotide messenger RNA. The record is from RefSeq and is a predicted model, not a curated record. NCBI's taxonomy places the organism in Eukaryota, Metazoa, Chordata, Lepidosauria, Squamata, Elapidae.